Ahaetulla prasina is the source of this 6586-nucleotide messenger RNA. RefSeq names its product dual adaptor of phosphotyrosine and 3-phosphoinositides 1 (gene DAPP1). The coding region runs from base 3828 to 4865 and encodes 345 amino acids. The transcript is spliced from 15 exons. Lineage: Eukaryota; Metazoa; Chordata; Lepidosauria; Squamata; Colubridae. The record is from RefSeq and is a predicted model, not a curated record.
AUGGUGAAAAAGCCUUAUACUGGAUUAUAUAUCCUGAGGUAGCAGAGAGGCAGUACACCAUGCACUUUGUUUUCUGCCAUUAUGGCACACCUGCACUCCAGCUGCUAUUCCAUCCUGCCACCCUACCUGGCCUCCCUCUUAGCCCCAAUAAAUAUCAAAAUGAGACUUCCUGCUCUUUUGGGGGAAGUGACAAAGGCCUUCAAGGAAGGAAUUAAUAAUGAGAUGAAGUGGGGAGUCAGGGCAUAAUAACAUAAUUAUUAAUUAAAAAUAUUGAGUGCACAUAGUCCUUGGCUGACAACUGCAAUUGGAACCAGAAUAUCUAUUACUAAGCAAAGUGGUUGUUAAGUGAAUUUUGCUUGCUUUUAUGACCUUUUUUGUCAUGGUUGUUAAGCAAAUCACUACAAUUAUUAAGCGAAUCAUAGGUUAUUAAACAAACAAAGCUUCUCCCGUUGACUCUGCUUGUUGGAAGCUGGCCGGGAAGGUGGCAGAUGGUGAUCUUAUGACCCUGAGACAUUGCAACUGUCGUAAAAUGCAUGUUGGUUGCCAAGCACCAGAAUUUUAAUUAUGGUGACAGUGAGAUGGUCAUAAAUGCAAGGAUUGGUUGUGAGUCACUUUUUUCAGUGCUGUUGUAACUUCAAACAGUUACUAAAUGAAUGGUUGUAAGGCAAGAGCUACAGUACCUGUACUGUGUGCCUUUCAUUUAAAAGAAAAUUUUAUUCCAUAAAGUCUUAGAACUUUUUCUAAGGAAGGCUGAGGGUUUUUUUACUCAUUUACAAGUGUAUUUCAGAAAAGAAAAACAGAAUACAGUUCAAGGAAAUCCUUUGCCAGGGAUUUAGUAUACUGCUACUCCAUGUCUAAUCUGUUCCAUCAAGUGAGGGCCAGAAUUGACAUUAUUUCAAUAGCAUGUUUUAAUACAGUAUUUGGCAGGCACAGCUGAUUUCACUCCAGAUCAUGAUCCUGUUCUAAAAGAGAAAAAGUUAACUCUUUCCUCUGCUGAAAAUCCCCUCUUAGGUUAUUGCAGAACAAGACAACCUAGUCAGCAAUUAAAAGCACUUAAAAAUGACUUGAUGUGAAUAUAACUAUUUACUAAUGUUACUUAAACUAAAAGUAAUUUUUUGUAGGUUGGAUUCUUAUAUUUUAUAUUAGAGAUAUUAUACUUUACACUAUUACAUUCCAUUCAGUGUAAUACUCAUUCUAUUCUAAUAAAGAAACCCACAAGUUGAGCUCAGCUUCUUAUCUGCAGUACAUAAUAGGAAAAACUUUACCUAUCAAGUUUCUGUUAAGUGUCUGUUAAAGCCUUACUAGAAAAAACUCCAAUAUUAAAAUGAGUGGUUUCAUGUAUCAGUGUUGAAACAGGGUCAGUGGCUGGCAGCAUUUCUUUGAAGUGUAUAGUUUGAAGCAGGUGGUGAUCUGCAGUCUCACUAUUUCUGUGAUAUGUCAAAGCAUUCCCAUCCUCUCUUUCUCACAUACAUCUUGUGUCUCCUGUAAAUUGCUUUCAGAAAAAGACCAAUGAUCAGGUUCAUUACAUUUUCCAAAAAUUCUUCUGAUAUAUAGUUUCUUCCUCUUAUCAGAAACCUGAAAACAUUGUUCACUUUCUCUCUCUUUCCGUUCUCUAGGUGAAAACAAGGUCAGAAUGAUUAUAAAGUACCAAGAAAUAAAACCUAUUGAUUAUUCUGAAAGCAGAGGCUGCUUUUGAAGUAUCAUGGAUGGUUUGGCUUUAAUUUUUGCAGUGAGCACAGAAUGCUCCAAAUGUCACUUCCCAGCUGUAUUUAUGAAUAUAUUCGGAGUAGAAAAUAUAUAAAUUGUAUCAUGUAUGCGUGCAUGAAUAUGUUACUUCCUCCCAUUGCUUCUUUUUUUGCCCUGAAUACAGGCUUGUUGAUGAAUAUUAAUGCUGAUGUUAAGAUUAAUGUCUUUUAUUCUAUUAUUGGCACAUCGUACUGUAUGUUACAGAAAGAAUGUGUCCAUAAACAUGGAUGCUGCCAACAAGGUUUUUAAGACCCCGGACUAGAAACUGGGAGACUAUCACUUCUAGUUCUACCCUAGGCAAAAAGCCAGCUAGGUGACCUUGGGUCAGUGAUUCUCUCCUAGCCCUAUGAAGAAGACAGUGCCAGAAAACUUGCCAAGAACACUACAGGGACUUGUCCAGGCAGUUUUUAGGAGUCAAAACUGAUGGACGGGCAAAAGGAAGGAAAUAGCUUUGUCUUUCAUUUGUAAUUUAGCCAGUUUUUAUCAUUUCUUGCUAUGUUUUAAUAAACAAAAGGACAAAUACGUCUUGAUUACUACGGUAAGCAAGCUGCAAGUAUUUGAGACCUAAAGUUACAUGUAUUUCCUUUGCCCCAUUCACAAAAUCCAAGAUAAUGUGGGUAUAUGGAAGGAUUGAAUAGUUCCUAUUUCUUCUGUUCCUCCCAUAAGGUCAAAAGGAGGGAAAGAGAAAAACAAACAAACUGCAUAACUGCCUUUAGAAGCUAUUCCUCUGGAAGCAUUCCUUAGCUGCAAAACAGUAUUCCAGAGGAGGCAGGGAAGAAUUUACUUUCCCUUCUAAGUUACUCUCCAUUUCUCAUUGUUCUUCAAUAUUUUUUCUCCUCAAGAAAGUGAUUGGACCCUUUCUCUUCACAGAAUAGAUUAAGGGCAAUGUUCUUUAUUGCUGGUUUCAUCUAAAACCCUCCCACUACUAUUCCAGCUUUUUUAUUACCACAAAAAUCUGUUUAGCAAGAAGAAUGUAGAUAUUGUACUGUAUUUUUUUUCUUUACUAUUGCUAAGAAUGGUUGUGCUAUCAAUCAGAAUAAUCUGUAAAUGGCAAAAGAUCCCUCUCUGGUUAUAGCUGGCUCCUUGCAAACCUUAGUGCUGUGUCCUGUUCUGGGUACUGAACACUUAGUGUGUUUUGCAAGACUUGUUCCCCUUCUCCCUCACCCCGAUGCUCCUCUCCUGAUGCGACCUUUCGCAGAAAUGCCACCUUUGUUGUGAUAAUUCAUGGUGACAGCAAGGCAACUCACCCGUCGUACCACCAGCAGCAUCUCUCCUGGCCGGCGCCCCGUCACCGGUGCUCCACGACGAAGCGCAUGGUGGUACCGUCGAAGGACGGAGGCGCGAUGAUCCGGGGUCCCAGCGGCUGCGAGAUCUAUGAGACACCUUGCUCCAGUUCAACCUUCCAUCGUAAAAUGAAUAAUCUGGCUACCUGUCUUAUUUCAUCCGGUGGUUUUUGUAAUCUUUUCCCGCAUCUGCUGUAUAAAUAACAAUCCUAACUGAAUGGCUAUGAAUCGAAUGUGAUAAAUAAACAUGGCUAGCCUGGCUUCCCAUCUUCCUCCCCUGCCUUCUGCUCUCCUCCCCUUUGCAGCAGGCAGGUAAGUGGCUACUGCUGCUGCAUGGAAGGAGUGAGGGAUUGCAAAGAUGGCUAGGAAACUCUCACAACAUGUUGAAAAUGAGGAUCAUAUGACUGGAACAGCCUGGCAGCUGAAGCAGCCACAAUAUUCCUUCAAGAGACAUGGGCCCCAUUUUGGAAGCAUUCUAUGUGCACAUAGACCUCCAGAAUUCUCUGCAAUGCCACAUAUCUGAAAUUGGCCAACAAUGAUUGCUAAUAUUUCCCUUUAUCUUAUUAUCCUAUCCUUUCCCUGACGAAUGCAGGAUAAUUUGUAUGGAUCUCCACCUAUCUUUUUACCUCACGACAUUUCUAUAAAAGGUUCAACAACUGUGUCAGGCCUAAUGCUAUGAUCCUCUGUACCCGAGGAUCAUUUUCAUAGAAACAUCAGUUGGAGAUGGAGGGAAAAAGAAAACCGAUAAGAAGUGCCAAGUAAUAGACAAGCACGAAUUGUAGCUUUUAAUAUUCCUAUAUGGAUGUUCCAGUUUGCUGUUUGAAUUGGCAAAGUCAGCAGAAUCUAGUGCCAUCUCUGAAGCCAGCUGAUGUAGCAUGUAAGCAACAGCCAACAGCAACCCUGAUACAGUCUGACUGGUUAUUUUGGUCUUCCAGGAAAAAAAAAUGGAGUGUGUGUGUGUGUAUUUGGAGAGAAGCAAAUCUAACAAAAUUUUGGUACUUUGAAAAGCAGCUGCGACAACUGUGGUGGAUGGGCAUAGUGGAGAUGGAAGACAGAAGGAGGAUGAGCUACCGGCACGUUCAUGGCCAAGCAGAAGAGGAGCUCCAGAACUUAGAGUGGUAUCAUGACAAUCUCACACGUCAUGCAGCAGAGGCUCUUCUACUUUCCAAUGGCAGUGAUGGAAGCUAUCUCCUAAGAAAAAGCAAUGGCAGGACUACUCUUUUUUCGCUUUCUGUAAGAGCAAAAGAUUCCGUAAAGCACUUUCAUGUGGAAUACACAGGGAAUUCAUACAAGUUUGGCUUCAACGAAUUUUCCAACUUGAAAGACCUGAUCAUGCAUUUUGCAAAUCAGCCUUUAAUAGGUAGCGAGACAGGGACUUUGAUUGUAUUGAAGCAUCCAUAUCCCAAGAAAGUAGAAGAGCCUUCCAUUUAUGAAUCUGUGCGAGUCCACACGGCUAUGCAGACAGGAAGAACAGAAAUUGACCUCAUUCCCAGCGCUCCAUCGUUAGGGACCAAAGAAGGUUAUCUAACAAAGCAAGGCAAAAUAGUUAAGAACUGGAAAACUAGGUGGUUUACACUGCAUAGGAAUGAGCUGAAAUACUACAAAGAUCAGACGUCCACAGAGCCAAUCAGAGCACUUGAUUUAACUGAAUGCUCAGCUGUGCAGUUUGACUAUUCCCAAGAAAAAGUGAAUUGCUUUUGUUUAGUAUUUCCAAUGCGGACGUAUUACCUGUAUGCAAAGACUGGAGUAGAAGCCGAUGAGUGGAUUAAAAUAUUGCAGUGGAAACUGUCCCAGAUAAGGAAAAAACGCCAGCGUGACACCACACUCAGGCCAUAGUAAUUUUGGCUAGAAAUACUGACUGUCCAGAAACCAACAUUGGUUCCUAUUCAUCCUCCUUCAGAUUCGUUAUUCAACAUUAAGAAGUGCUACACCAAAUCAGAUCAGAGUUUUUAAGCUCUGCAGCUGCCGGCUUGCUGACAACUUAUUUCUAGGGAAUUCCUGAACACUGUUAAAGCAGAAGACGAUUACCUUGGAAGAUGAAUAUUCAACUAUUCAACAUUUCAUUAGUCUGGAUACGCCUAGUAGUUACUGUUUCCUGCCAGAUUUUCCCUAGUUCUUAUGCAAGCAGUUUCAAACCUGAACUAGUUGCAAACCCACUCAUCCCUGGCUGCCAUUCCAUAUGCUUCAAACCAUUUACACUCUGGUCUAUUAAGACACAUUACCUGCACAGAGUUUUUUUAAAAAUAGUUUUCAUUUCACCUGAGGCUUUGACUGGUGUUAAGAAUCGUCUUCAAAAUCAUUUUCUCAGAACUUCUGUAAUUUUGACUUCCCUGAUGAGCAAUCAUUAUAGAUAAUUACUGCUAGUGGGACACAUUUCUAUGGGCAAGUAAGAUAUUUUUUUUUAUAUUGGGAGUACAGGUGGCCCUCGAUUUACAAAGAUUCGUUCAAAGUUAAAAUGGAAAACGUGACUUAUGACUGGCUCUCACACUUACAAUCGUUGCAUCCCCGUCCCUGUUGUCCGGUGAUCAAAAUUUCGGCGCUUGGCAACUGGCAUGUAGUUAUGACAGCUGCAUUGUCCCAGGGUCAUGUGAUCACAAUUUGUAACCUUCCAAGCUGGCUUCUGACAAGCAAAGGUAACGGGGGAAGCUGGAGUCACUUAACAAUCACAUGGUUCACUUAACAGCCACAGUGGUUCGCUUAACAACUGUGGCAAAAGAAGUUUGCAAAAUGUGGCGCAACUCACUUAACUGUUUUGCAUUGCAACAGAAAUGUUGGGCAUUGUGGUCAUAAGUAGAGAAGUACCUGUAUAAAUAGGAUGUUAUUUUAGAAGUCAGUUCCGGGUGGAAAAGCUGUUAGUACUGUGCUUUCUAAAGGCUGUGUCCAUGGCCCUCAUUCAUUAUUUACUGUAAGGUCUCAAAAUGCCACAAUGGAUAUUCUCCAUGCAGACAAAUCGAUGUAGCUGUUUUCCAACACACAGAGAAAUUGCACAUGUCUCAAGAUAUAUGUAGAUGGUAAGAUGUAGCUUCAGCUACACUGUUUAAAUAUAUUUGCCCUAUAGUAGAAACUGGUAUCUAUCGGAAGCUUUAUGCUGAAUGCAAAUCUGUGUUCUGAUCCUGGUUCAGCAAUACAUUUUCUGCAAAUAUUCAGCAUACUUAAGCAUAGUCAUGUGGGACUAUACCUCCUUUGCUAGAUCAUAAGAAGCCUGCAGAAUCAAAUCAUAAGUCUGCAUAGCAUUUUAUUACCUCCAGUUGUCAGCUAAUGUCCUUGGAAGGAUAAAAUUUUCUGUUAGUGUAUGCAUUUGACAUUGUGAUGUACUAUGCCACUAACUCAAACCUAUCCAAUAUAAUUUUAGGGGCCAGACAACUUGGGUUUAAAGUAAAGUAGUGCAACAAGAAAUAUAAUACCCCACCAUACAUAUUAGGGAACAAAUUGGCAUUCAUGUAGAAUUGCUAUUUAAUUUCCAUUAAUUGCUAUUUAGAAUUAAUACUGUUUAAGAGUUCCAAAAUAUAUCAGCCAACUAUGGCUCUCACUUUUGUUAACAUUUUCUUGUAUUUUUU